AAAUGGAGGCAAGCAGCUGAUGUGCCAACAAAGCCAUCACUCUUCUCUUCAAGCGGUAUUGAUUCCUUAUCCUUGCUGCCUGAUGCUCUUUUAUUCCUCAUCCUUCCUCCAACUUCACCAUGACAGUGUAACUCCUAGAUCGAUGCUUCUUGCAUGCAAUCUUAAAUUUAGGCUCAUCAGAACUUUCUGCUUCAAUAUAAAGAUGUUCUAGAUCGGAGAAGAGUCACUUGAGCUUCAUGAACUGUGAACUAACAGCAAACCUACAGAUGAUAUGGAACAAAUCGAUGCAUUUCUUUCACGUUAGCUGCCACUGUCUUGAUAACACUAUCUUGGUCAACAGCAGAGCAGCUUGAUCAAGCAGCAGCAUCCAAGAACAGUUGCUUAAAGCGCCUCAGAGAGUGAGAGAAGAUGGAAUUCUGGUCUCUGCUCAUGGUGGCUUCCAGACCGGUGCUGCAAGUGCUGCUUGUAAGCCUCAUCGGAGCUUUUCUUGCAUCUGGUUAUGUCAACAUCCUUUCCUCCAAUGCACGCAGAGACGUCAACAAGAUCGUGUUUGUUGUCUUCAUCCCAGCCCUGGUGUUUGCAAGCUUAGCAAAGACUGUGACAGCAAAGGACAUCAUUUCUUGGUGGUUUAUGCCUGUAAACAUUGGGAUCACAUUCUUGAUUGGUGGAAUCCUUGGGUGGGCUGCAGUGAAGAUGUUGAAGCUGGAGCAUAACCUUCAAGCCCUCGUCAUUGCAAGUUGCUCAGCAGGUAAUUUAGGUGCUCUGCCCUUGAUUAUUGUCCCAGCAAUCUGUGAUGAGGAUGGCAAUCCAUUUGGGUUAUCCAAGAUUUGCCGUGUCCAAGGAAUCUCCUACGCAUCUUUUUCGAUGGUGGUUGGAAAUUUGUUCAUAUGGACACACACCUACAGUCUAAUUAGAAAAUCUGUAAGUCAUUCUUCUGGAAACCACGGACAUGAUGUGCUAACAAGGAUGAACAAGAAUCCAGAGACGAACAGGAAAACUAGAAUGUUUGAUGCGCAAGAGGAACAAGAUUACGAUGAUCGACGGGCCUUGCUUCUGCCACCAUCUGAUACAAGUGACAGAACUGCAGAACAUCGAAGUGAGACUGAGGGACAAUUGUUGGGCAGAAAUCUCAGCGACAUAAUUAUGCACAUUUGGGAGAAAUUGAAGGGGACCUUUCACAAAAUGUCGGAGGAAUUGUUAUCUCCACCAACAAUUUCUGCGAUAAUUGGCUUCGCUGUGGGUGCUAUACCAUGGUUAAAGGCAUUCAUAGUUGGAGAAACAGCCCCACUCAAAGUUGUUCACGAUUCCAUGACAUUACUAGGGGAUGGCACCAUACCCUGCACGAUCAUCAUUCUCGGUGGCAAUCUAACAGAAGGACUGCGCAAGUCCACAGUAAAGCCUCUGGUAAUCGUAGCCAUCAUCUGUGUGCGGUACGUCAUCCUUCCUCUCUCUGGCAUUGUUGUGGUCAUGGCUGCAGGUCGUCUAGGUUUCCUGCCACAAUCUCCGCUGUAUUGCUUUAUCCUACUUAUACAAUAUACAGUCCCCCCUGCCAUGAGUAUCGGUACAAUGGCACAAUUGUUUGAUGCAUGUCAAGAAGAGUGCUCUGUGAUCUUCCUAUGGACUUACUUGGUUGCUGCCUUCGCGGUCACAAUUUGGUCAGUGGUCUUCAUGUGGAUCCUAUUAUAGAAUUAUGUUUUGAGGAACAAUUAACAUUCGAAGAAUUUGUUCUUCGAGUUUCUAUGAUACAAGUAGGAAGAGACGGUACAAUUCUUAUCCAACGAGUCGAGAUCACAAAGCAACAGCAUCUAGAAGGGAAUUCCUAUUAAAUAUUUCCAUUUAUUUCUUCCUUUCUCUGACAAUGUUGUGGCAUCGUUUUCAUACAAAUUGGAUAAUCUCUUCCGUUUUCUCA
Musa acuminata AAA Group (dessert banana) is the source of this 1909-nucleotide messenger RNA. Its product is annotated as protein PIN-LIKES 7-like. The record is from RefSeq and is a predicted model, not a curated record. Lineage: Eukaryota; Viridiplantae; Streptophyta; Magnoliopsida; Zingiberales; Musaceae. The coding region runs from base 409 to 1686 and encodes 425 amino acids. The transcript is spliced from 11 exons. Gene Ontology annotation, biological process: endoplasmic reticulum to cytosol auxin transport. Gene Ontology annotation, cellular component: membrane.